AUGUCAACAUUCGCACAUACAGAUUACAAUAGCUCUGCUUAUAACGCAUUUCGCCCCAACUAUGGUCAGAAUUUAUAUGAUAAAAUAUUUUCAUUUCAUAAAUCUCAUAAUGGUAAAUUUAACACCGCACUUGACAUUGCCACGGGAACUGGACAAGUUUCAUCUGAAUUAUCUAAUUCAUUUGACAAAGUUUAUGCAACUGACAUCUCUUCCACAAUGCUUCAAAAUGCAAUUCAAAAAUCAAAUAUUGCUUAUUCAAUCUCCACCGCGGAGGAUUUGUCUCAAUUCCGUUCCAAUUCAAUUGAUUUAAUUACAGCAGCACAGGCGGCUCAUUGGUUCGAGAUGGAGAAAUUUUACAAAGAAUCUUUUCGUGUAUUAAAACCUCAUGGAACCUUGGCGAUUUGGGGUUAUAGUAUUAACGUUUUAAAAGACUAUCCAAUUGUCAGACAACUCAUGAGAAAUUUAGUUACUGAUGAGGAUAAGUUAGGUCCUUAUUGGGAUAAAGGAGUAGACACUAUAAGUAAUUUAUAUAAGGAUUUUAAAUUUCCCGAAGAGAUGUUUCAAAAUAUUAAAUGGGAAAUUUAUAAGGGUGAUGAAAAUUCCGAUGUUGAACCAUUAUUGGAAGUCUGUUGGACCAUUCCUCAAUUUACAAAAUAUAUGAAGACAUGGAGCGCCUACAAAAAUUAUUUGAAAGCAAAUCCAAAUUCACCAGAUCCCGUCGAUAAUUACAUCAUCGAUCUAAAACAACUUACCGGAUGGAAAGAUCACGAUGUAUUAUUACGCAUUAGUUGGGAAAGCGUUUUGAUCUUGGCUGAAAGAAAACCCGUGAACCGCAAUCAUGAAACAAAUCAUUUGGCUCGACGUAAUUUAUUGCAAGCACGCGCGGUAGUCACUGUUACGGUUUCAGCGUUAGCAGCUCUUAUUACACAACUCUUUACGGAACUUUUCAUAUCAUUCAAAAAUACGAGUGAAAUCAUAAAUGGCUAUUCGUUUCCUUCUAUUUCUACGCCUGUUUCAUUGACUGGAGUUCUAAUUUUUACAGCAAUAUUAUAUUUUAUUCCCUCGGAAAGAAUCACAAUAUCUCAAGCUGCAAGAAUUGGAAUUUACUUUUUCUUGUCGAUAUCGGCUUAUAUCUCUUAUUUAGGGAAUGGGUUUCAGGCAUUAAGCCACGCAAACUUUUUUGCCGUGCCGCCAUUUAGUUAUAUCUUUGUUUCUAAAAACUUUGGCAAGCAAACCACGAUCUUAGUAUGCAUCAUAUAUACCACAGCUUUUUUCCGGUCGAUUGGAGGGGAGGUGAACCCAAUUUCAUUAUCAUCAUCCGGUUGGGUCGUCUGUGAUGUUUAUAUAAUAUGCCUAGUAGCUUACGAACAAGAAUAUCAAACCAACCAAGAGCGAUUGCAGAAAUCAUUAGAUGAAGCGAAAUCUGCAACGACCGCCAAAUCAUUGUUCAUUUCGAACGUUAGUCAUGGAAUACUUGCCACGGUUGAAAUUUUAGCAAAGACCAAAUUAAACGAAUCUCAACGCGCAUUACUUAAUGCCAUCGAAAGUUGCGGAACAAAUUUGAUUUCGGUAGUAAACCAAGUUUUGACUUAUGCAAGGAUUGAACACGGUAAAAUGGAGCUGGAGCAAAGUGUCUUUGAUAUUUAUUCCGUUUUGCAAGAAAUAGGAGACGGAUUGGCGCCUAUACCUGAGAGAAAAAAUGUGGAUUUUUUUGUUGGUGUGAAAAUGAGUCCGUUACAUAGGUUUCUUGUAGGAGACGUUGGAGUUUUGCGUCAAAUUAUUUUGAACCUUCUCGGAAAUUCGAUAAAAUUUACUGAUAAAGGAAGUAUUGAUUUAAUUAUAAUUGAAAUAUCCGACGACGAAGGCAUAGUUCCAUCACAAGAAGUUGGGAAUUCAAAACAACUAAGCUCCAUAAAUUCAUAUUCUGAAACAAUAAAUUCUUUUAAACAACCUACUUCAGAAUCCAAACAAACCGAUAAUACUCAAGAUGUUCCUAAGGUUAAAUUUUGUAUUGAAGUAAUUGAUUCGGGGCGUGGUAUCGCACCCGAAUUCAUCAAUCAUAUGUAUCAACCAUUUUCGCAGGAAGAUUCUUCUUUACGGAGAAAAUUUGAAGGAACUGGACUAGGCCUUAGCAUCGUAAAGGGACUUCUUGACAUGAUGCAUAGUCGACUUGAAGUUGACUCCAAACUUGGACAAGGCAGUAAAUUUUCUUUUAUAUUUGAAUUACCAAUGUCAGAUCGACUGGAUGAUUUGUACGCUUCUCCUCUUCCAUUCGAUCAUAAAUAUCUAAAACUUUCAUCAUCGGAACAAGAAACAUUAACAAAAAAGCUUCGAUCCUUAUCAUAUGUCGCAUUAAAUACAACGGACUUUCUAUUCUCACAAAGAAUAACGUAUUACUUGGAUCAAUGGGAAGUUGAUUAUAGAUUAAAGAGUAAAGAUGAAUUGAAAAUUGAAUGCACAGAGUCGAAACAUGCUGACCUUGUUAUCUUGAAUGAUAGCAUUAGCGAUUUAGAAUGGUUUUUGAACGAGUUUACGCAGUAUCAACAAAUGCCGAAUCAUUCGAACAGUAAAGAAUCCGCAAAAGAAAACCAAGUUGAAGUGGAAUGUAUUGAAGAUACAGGAUUACUACAACAACGCGUAUUAUUUUUUGCUACAAUAGGAAAUUAUCAGGAAACAGAAAAGAUUUUAAAGAAAUAUAAACCGCAAAGCGUUAUAAUAGUAACGAAACCUGCAGGUCCCGUUAAACUUUUAUCAGCUAUCAUAAGGGCUAUGGAAUCUUUACUUAAGAAAUCUGAAGAGUCAUCAAUAAACGAAUAUUAUAAUGUAAUGAAAGUUCAAGAAGAAAAGGAAAGAUUAAUUCGGGAAGAAUAUAUUAAUUUCAUUAAAGACUCAAACAUUAAUAAGAUUGGACCAAUGGAUAUUGGUGAAUUAGCAAUAAGUCCAAGCAGACUUACACCACCCGUAUUAGCUGAAGGAAUUUUAUUCGGGAUGGAUAAAGAGAUAAUCUAUGAACGUAAAGAGCAAAAAAAACAAUUAGAGAGAACGAAUAAAGACAAAAAUAAAGUUAGAUUAGAACCGGUUAGUGAAAAGAAUGAAGAUCCCAAAAAUAUAUCAUUUUUAAUCGUUGAGGAUAAUAAGAUCAAUGAGAUGAUUUUAAUAACGAUGUUAAAACAAUCAGGGUACUAUAAUUACGAUGUAGCAAAUAAUGGACUUGAAGCUGUUAAAAUGUUUUCACAGAAAUCAUAUGAUAUAAUAUUUAUGGACCUUCAAAUGCCAAUAUGCGAUGGUAUAGAAGCAACGAAAGAACGUGGAGAAGAAUCAUAUUUAGCAGCACCUAUUCCAAGAAGUCGAGAUUUAACAUCAGAAUCUACAGAACAACAUAAUAUUGGUAGUCGACGAAAAAAACGAAGAAAAAAGGCUAUAAUAGUUGCAAUGACUGGACUUGCUUCAAAAGAGGAUAGCCAAAUUGCGGAAGCGGCUGGAUGUAACGAAUUUUUGUCAAAACCAGUAUCGAUAAAAUCUUUAAAUGCGCGUAUGAAAAUUUGGACAAAAGAAGUAUUAAAUGUAGAAGAGGAAGAAAACGAAGAUGACAAAGGAGAGGAACUCUCGGUAGAAGAAUCAGAAGAGUAA
Funneliformis caledonium is the source of this 3630-nucleotide messenger RNA. The record is from the annotation of a GenBank genome assembly. Lineage: Eukaryota; Fungi; Glomeromycota; Glomeromycetes; Glomerales; Glomeraceae.